Morus notabilis is the source of this 681-nucleotide messenger RNA. Its product is annotated as agamous-like MADS-box protein AGL29. The record is from RefSeq and is a predicted model, not a curated record. Lineage: Eukaryota; Viridiplantae; Streptophyta; Magnoliopsida; Rosales; Moraceae. The transcript has a single exon. Gene Ontology annotation, biological process: regulation of transcription by RNA polymerase II. The coding region runs from base 1 to 681 and encodes 226 amino acids. Gene Ontology annotation, molecular function: DNA-binding transcription factor activity, RNA polymerase II-specific; protein dimerization activity; RNA polymerase II cis-regulatory region sequence-specific DNA binding.
AUGGAAGACAGGCGCCAAACUAGGGGAAAACAAAAGAUUGAGAUAAAGAGGAUUGACAAAGAAGACGACCGCAUAACAACUUUCUCCAAGCGUAGAUCUGGGAUCUACAAGAAGGCCACUGAAAUAGCCACUCUCUGUGGGGCUGAGGUUGGUUUCGGAACCUUCUCUCCCUCGGGGAAACCCUUCUCUUUUGCUCAACCUUCUAUGGAUUCCAUAGAAAGCCGGCUCAACAACAUCAUUCAAGAUCAACCGCCACCACUUAUGUUCAACCUGAACGCCGGCGAUUCUGAUGACCACCCUUUCGUGCGGGCCCACCGGCAGGCGAAGCUGGAGGCGCUGAUCCAGCGCUACAAUGAGCUCGCAGGCAGCCUCGAGGCGGAGAAGGAGAAGCGCAAGGCCAUCGAGAAGUUAGUGGAGGAUAAGGCUGCGGCCGUGAGGGAUAAGGCGCCGAUGGGGACGGGCUGGUGGGAGACUCUGGUCGACGACCUCGGGUACGAGGAGCUUCUCAGGAUGAAUGAGUCCUUGGAAUAUCUGCACAAGAAGUUGUGCAACCACAUCAAUGGAGAGAAGGCUACUCCUGCCUUUGAUGCAAUGGCUUCUGCGCAAGGAAUAUCCAAUCUGUUUAUUACUGAAGAUCCUAAUGCUCUUCGCAAUAGGAACUCUGGGAAAAACCCUAACUAG